Molecule: messenger RNA, 997 nt
Organism: Mesocricetus auratus (golden hamster)
Lineage: Eukaryota; Metazoa; Chordata; Mammalia; Rodentia; Cricetidae
Gene: Mgmt
Product: O-6-methylguanine-DNA methyltransferase
Exons: 6
Coding region: 246-899 (217 amino acids)
Biological process (GO): DNA repair
Cellular component (GO): nucleus
Molecular function (GO): methylated-DNA-[protein]-cysteine S-methyltransferase activity
Source: RefSeq, a predicted model, not a curated record
CACAACUCAAGGCCCACUGUUGUAACUUGACUCCUCCCCGCACGCUCCAGUCCCCUCCCCAGUCCCAGGCCCCGCCCCUAGCUCGUGCGUGCUCUGAGAUCCAUGCUUUUCAGUGGUAGAGCCUGGCUUUGCAGUCAUCUAGGAUCCCUGCACCAUUGCAAGUUGCUGAAUGUCUACACAGUUUGCUAGCUGAUCCCUGAGCCUUCUGGGGAUGGGUUUGACGAUGACAUCUCAUUUAGGACUGAAUGCCUGAUGAGGAACUUGGCAGAAUGGCUGAGACCUGCAAAAUGAAAUACACAGUGUUGGACAGCCCUUUGGGGAAGAUCGAGCUGUGUGGCUGUGAACAAGGCCUGCAUGGGAUACGGUUUCUCAGAGGAAAGACCCCAAGCACUGACCCCACAGAGGCCCCAGCCAAUGCUGAGUUGCUCAGAGGGCCAGAGGGACUGCCAGAGUCCCUGGAGCAGUGCACAGCCUGGCUGGAAGCCUAUUUCCAGGAACCUGCAGCCACAGAGGGGCUCCCCUUGCCUGCUCUCCAUCACCCUGUGUUCCAGCAAGAUUCAUUCACCAGACAGGUGUUAUGGAAGCUGCUGAAGGUUGUGAAAUUCGGAGAAAUGGUUUCUUACCAGCAAUUAGCAGCCCUGGCAGGCAACCCCAAAGCGGCUCGCGCAGUAGGAGGAGCAAUGAGAAGCAAUCCUGUCCCCAUCCUCAUCCCCUGCCACCGGGUGAUCUGCAGUGACGGCAGCAUUGGUAAUUACUCAGGAGGAGGACAGGCUGUGAAGGAGUGGCUUCUGGCCCACGAGGGCAUCCCAACUCGGCAGCCGGCCUGCAAGGACUUGGGUCUGACUGGGGCCCGGCUCAAGCCAUCCCGUGGCUCCACCAGCUCCAAGCUAUCUGGCUGAAAUUGAGUAGCUGUUUGAGUGACACAUAGAUGUAACACCGUGUCGGGAGAGGAUGUGUGGUGGUACCACUAUAUUAAAAGAGCCGGAUGUGUCCUGGG